AUGUCACUUUCUGAACGUCGCGCUUCUGACCGACGAGGGUCUGGAAUAUCCUCACGUCGCCCAUCCAUCGAUCCAUCUAGACUCGUCCCAAUGGACAAAACCACUCACGUCGCUGGGGGGGACGACUUUAAUGUGGUCUUCAUUGGCGCAGGCAACAUCAUGUUCGGAUCUGAAGAAGGACCAUGGAAUCACUCAUUCCGUCUUGAACAUAAGCUUGGUCGGCGCCUCAAAGUAGUCGCUCUAAUCGACCCGGCCAUCGAGCGUGCCACAGCGGUGCUUCAGAAGAAGUGCGACUCUUUCGUGGUUUCUGCGUAUCAGGACACUCGUGUCUUUAAGACUCUUGAAGAUUUUGUCCGUACCAUGUCUUCACGUGAACGCCCACGCGCCAUUAUUGUCGGAAGUCCUCCCAUGUUUCGCGGUUCGUCGGCACCUGGGCGUGACAUCGAGCUCCAGAUUCUCAAGCAUUUUCCCGGAGUUGCUAUGUUCAUCGAAAAGCCCAUCGCCACAGGACCUGUGGGUGAAAUUGAUGACGCAUAUAAGAUUGGAAAAAUGAUAAACGACACCAAAACUAUCUGCUCCGUUGGGUAUAUGCUUCGCUACCUCAAGGCAGUUCAAAUGAUGAAACAGAUCAUCCAAGACAACAACUUGACGGUCAUGAGUACCAUCGCCCGCUAUGCGUGCGCAUACCAGGCAAUUGCAAAACCUGAUUGGUGGGACAAGUCAAAGAGUGCCGGACCCAUCAUUGAACAAGGAACUCAUUUUUGCGAUCUCUCGCGUUACUUUGGCGGUGAAGUCGACAUCUCUUCGGUUCAAGCUCAUUCCCUGGAGUGGCACGAAAAUGCCGGCGGGUUGUCGAAGAUGUCUAUAGACGAAAGCAACAUUGCUUCAGAGAACCGUAUACCCCGAGUCACUGCAGCGACAUGGAAAUAUGACAGCGGCGCUGUCGGUAGUUUCACGCACGUCGUUGCAUUGCAGGGAACGGACUACAGCUGUGAACUCGAAGUUUAUGCAGAUGGCUAUUCUAUGAAGCUGGUUAACCCAUAUGUUUCGCCUGUGCUCUACGUUCGAAAGCCAGGGGAUGACAAUGAGACAACCAUCAGAUUCCACGAUGACGACCCGUUCUUUUCUGAGAUUUCCAACCUCAUCGACAUCAUCGAGGACAUUGAAGAGGAACCCGAAGCUGCCCAGAUCCUAAGUUCAUACGAUGACGCGGUACGUACGUAUGAAUUCACUUGGGCCAUUCGUGAGGCGAGCGAACGAUCUCGGGAUGCAAGCUUGAAAAGAGCAGCGGGGAGCCAUUAA
This is a messenger RNA of Laccaria bicolor S238N-H82, 1302 nucleotides long. RefSeq lists its product as uncharacterized. Lineage: Eukaryota; Fungi; Basidiomycota; Agaricomycetes; Agaricales; Hydnangiaceae. The coding region runs from base 1 to 1302 and encodes 433 amino acids. The transcript has 9 exons. Gene Ontology annotation, molecular function: nucleotide binding. The record is from RefSeq and is a predicted model, not a curated record.